GCAAUUAUCAAACGCCGAUCAACGUUUGGACACCUUUCAUCUCUGUGUUAGCCCGAAUCGCCGUACAUUAUGAGCCUGAGACUGUGCCUGCUGGCAUGCCUGGUUGUGGUUGCUUGUGCCUCCAAGGACGAGCUGAAGCCCACCAAAUGGCUGAGCGCCAAUGAGCUGGAAAACUUGCCAUCCUUGAACGAUAUAUCCUUUGAGCGCUUGGAGAACAUGCCACUGCAAAAGGGCGCCCAACUGCUGGAGAAGAUCUAUCAUAUUGGCCAAAUCGAAAACGAACUGACGCCCAACUUUGUGCCCAGCGCCAGCAACAUUCCAGUGAGGAUCAUCAAGUCCAAUGGCGAUCGUUUGGAUGCUAAACUGAACAACUAUGUUGAGAAGGCCUUUGCUCAGCCCGGCUUCGGCGAGGAUGAGGUCACCAUUGUGUUGACCGGCCUGCCCCAGACCACGCCCACCAUUAAGAAAAGCAUGCGCAAGCUGGAACAGGCUUAUCUGCAGCGCUACAAUCUGCAGGAGCAGCAGAAAAUCGCCCAAAAUGGUCAGCAUCAGAAGAACAACGAAUAUGAAUCCACCUCCAGCGAAGAAACAUCCGAUGAGUGGAAGAAUGCCAAAACCACAAGCGGCAAUUUGAUCAUCAUCGACGUGGGAUCCACUUUGACCAACUUCAAGCGCUACGCCAUGCUCGAUGUGACCGCCACCGGUGCUAUGGUUGCCCACACACUGAUCGAACUGACCAACAAGGGUGUGCCACAGGAGAUAAUUCAUUUGAUCGGACAGGGUAUUAGCGCUCAUGUUGCUGGAGCUGCUGGUCAGGAGUUCACUGGCCAUACUGGCCACAAGCUGCGUCGCAUCACUGGUCUGGACCCCGCCAAGCUUCUGUCCAAGCGUCGCGAAUACCUUGUUGGCUUGUCCCGUGGCGAUGCCGAUUUCAUUGAUGUCAUCCACACCUCCAGCCUGGCCAUGGGCACGCCCAUGCGUUGCGGCGAUGUUGACUUCUAUCCCAAUGGACCCAACCAGGGUGCACCCGGCUCAGAGAAUGUCAUCGAAGCUGUUAUGCGCGCUACCCGCUACUUUGCCGAAUCCGUUUGUCCCGGCAAGGAGCACAACUUCCCAGCUGUCGCAGCCAACUCGCUGAAGCAGUACAAGCAGAACGAUGGCUUCGGCAAGCGCGCAUACAUGGGCAUUGAAGUUGAUUACGAUCUGAAGGGCGAUUACAUUUUGGAGGUUAACGAGAAGAGCCCCUUCGGCAAGCAUGCCCCCGCCCAGAAACAGAUCUCAUACCACGGCCAGCGCCACGAGAUCUAAACCAUCAGACAACAACAACAACAACAACAUGCAACAUGGAAUACAAAAACAAAACAAAUUUUAACCUAUAAGAGUUCAUAAAUAAACGAGCAUAUUUUCUAAACUAGAA
Drosophila hydei is the source of this 1417-nucleotide messenger RNA. RefSeq names its product vitellogenin-3 (gene Yp3). Gene Ontology annotation, molecular function: lipase activity. The coding region runs from base 70 to 1308 and encodes 412 amino acids. The transcript is spliced from 3 exons. The record is from RefSeq and is a predicted model, not a curated record. NCBI's taxonomy places the organism in Eukaryota, Metazoa, Arthropoda, Insecta, Diptera, Drosophilidae.